Marchantia polymorpha subsp. ruderalis is the source of this 1280-nucleotide messenger RNA. The record is from the annotation of a GenBank genome assembly. NCBI's taxonomy places the organism in Eukaryota, Viridiplantae, Streptophyta, Marchantiopsida, Marchantiales, Marchantiaceae.
CUGGGCUUCAGUGCCCCUCUCUCACUGAUCUGGACGUCCGACGAGAGCGCGACGAGCUCGAGGCUUGCGAGAAGGAAAAUCUGAGCGAGGGCGAUCGAGUCGAGUGGAAUCGAAGCGAGAGCUGUGGAUAUGGGAAUGGGUUCCAGAGCUCCGGCACCGGUGCGUCAUGGCACACCUGCGGCGAGCGACGCGGAGGAUGCAGCAGGAGGAGGAGGAGGAUGCAGCAACAGGUUCGCGUGCAAAGUCGUGUACCACCUGAUUUUCAGCCUGAUGGUCAUGGCGGCGAUCGUCUUCUUAUUCAUCGGCAUCUUCGUGGAUUGGGGUUUCUUCGUGCUGAUUGGCCUCGACGCCAUCCUCGCGGGCCUUCUCUGGAGCACCUACUGCUGCGUCUUCGGGUGCUGCUGUGGACCUCUCGGGGCUUCUCGACGCCCUCCCGCUGCUUCCUCCCUCCCUGUCACCGGCAUCCCCAUGCCUGCUCCCUACCCUCCUCCUCCUCCUCCUCCUUUGCAGCAGCCCCGUUAUCCGGUCGUCCAUCAGCAGCUGCCGUACCAGCCGGCCCCGUAUAACACUACGCCUCCGAUCGCCUUCCAGCCCACCGGACCUGCCGGUUACGGCCACAAUGUCGCUUAUCAGCCUUGAGGGAAAAUCUCCACGAGUUCAUGGAGCCAAAUUCGUGCUCGGUGAUCAUCGGGGAUUAGAAUUGCGAUUGGGAUUGGGAUUGACACCUCGAAUGACGUUCUGAGCCAUGGAUGGUUGGUUCCAGGAGUUGGAUCGGAGGCCCUGUUAGACAUGCAUGCAGACUGAAUGUCGACUGAUUCUUAGGAGGAGCCCUGUAUGUAAGAAGCUCAAGCUAUUUAGGAUUCAAGUCCGAGAGCAUCGGAUGAGGCUCUGCUUUCCUUUCACACCUCUGAUUGUUGUAUAUUACUUGUAACACGAAGAAGCUUUGUCUGUCUGACAGGCAUGUUGUCGAAUGAGCGCAAACAUUUCAGAGACUUGCACUCUGAUGAUGAAGAAACGAGAGUCGGUCCGUCGAUCAGUCGGCUUCGAUGCAUGACAGGCUCGCAUUUUCUCAGUCGUGUGACAGAAUUAUCCUCCUCGCGAGCUUUCAUCUUCGGCCAAACCCUAGACUUCGUUACCACGAAGGUGGGCGGCAGGAAACUGUCGUGUGGGGAUGAAGAAGGCAGAAAUCCGAAGAAAGUUUGAAGUUGGCGAUGUCGAACGAUGUCGUGCUGCUGAGUUUGUCGGAUGUUCUUGAGUGAGAUCUCGAGCAAGAUGUCGUU